AUGGCCAACCAGAAAGCAAACCAGGAACAACAAAUGCAGAAUGGAGAAGUCAAACAACAAAAGGUUCCUAGUACAAAUGAAACAGUUGUAGAAAAACAAGAAGCAAAAGAAAGCAAUGCCAAAGGGAAAGAUGUUCUGAAUUCGGGCGAAGGAACAAAAGGAAAUCAAACUCAAGAAGAGGGAAUUAAGAAAGGAAAGGAAAUUGAUGAAACAUGGGAUUCUGAAGAAUAUAAACCUAAAUACAAGGAUGAGGAAGAUGCAGAAGAUGAAAUAAAAGAUAGAAUAGAGGAGAAGGAAACUAAGGUUGUUGAUCCUCAAACACGGAAAACUGAAGCAAAGGAAAGUAUUGACAAAAACUUGAAAUCCUGA
Molecule: messenger RNA, 369 nt
Organism: Impatiens glandulifera
Lineage: Eukaryota; Viridiplantae; Streptophyta; Magnoliopsida; Ericales; Balsaminaceae
Exons: 1
Coding region: 1-369 (122 amino acids)
Source: RefSeq, a predicted model, not a curated record